Messenger RNA from Zymoseptoria tritici IPO323, 516 nucleotides. RefSeq lists its product as uncharacterized. The transcript is spliced from 3 exons. Bases 1 to 516 code for a protein of 171 amino acids. The record is from RefSeq and is a predicted model, not a curated record. NCBI's taxonomy places the organism in Eukaryota, Fungi, Ascomycota, Dothideomycetes, Mycosphaerellales, Mycosphaerellaceae.
AUGACGAUGAAGAGAUUUCCGUACAGCAGGCCGCGCAAGCGUUGCUAUCUUCUCGCAUACAAGCUGCAGCCUCCCCAGUCUGCUCAGACCGGCUCGUCCGACUCAGCCUGGAUCAGGAGGAAGUCCGCGCCCGGUGGAAAGGCAAGAGCAGACUGGAUUCUCACCGCAAAGAUGGACCAGACUUUCAGCCAGUCAGGAACUCGUGCUCUAGGACUGCGACAGUCAGUUCAGCAAGAUGCCUGUCGCAAAUCCUCAACAUCGCAUCGCGCACAUCAGCGGACACCUCUCUACCUCCAUCUCUCAACGGCUCGUGUGAGCACAACUCCAUCGGCUUCCGCCUCUCAAGCUUCAAGAGCAAACGAUGGUGGACACAGAAAGAGCCAAUACCGCUUGGGCGAUCGGGCGAAUAUCAGUACAACGACAGCUCAUCGAAUACUUCGGGCAGCGAGUCCCUGCGAUCACCACUGCACGACCUCGUUCGAACAUCCGGGCACAACGAUCCCUCAACCCGAUUAA